UCUUUCUUCUCUCCGUCUUUCCGUUUUCUCCUCUUCUGCUUCUUCUUCUCCUUCUUCUUCUUCUGCCAAGGCUCUGUGGCCGGAACUCGAACUCUCGCACUCCAAGCCCUAAUUUUCCUCUCUCGUUGGAGUGGCCAGUGUCGCCGAGUCGCUAGUCGAGUUUGACUCGGCGCGUUCUUUAAGAUGACCUCGGUAACUUCUCCUCCUCCCUCCUCUUGGUGCUGCUGAUCGCUGAGGAAGACGGUUCAGUCGCGAAACCCUCGCCAGAGCCUCCAAUGUCGGCCUGCAUUGUUUUGCCGCAGUGACCUCGAACGCCGAAUGCUCUUGAUUGACGAGCUCCGACCCGGUUUUGGCCAUGUCUAGGCGUCACGGCUGGGAACUCCCCGCUCAUCCCUUCCAGGUGGUGGCCAUAACACUGUUUUUCUUGCUAUCUGUGGCAUUUUAUGCCUUCUUUGCUCCCUUUCUUGGGAAAGACAUAUACGAAUAUGUCGCACUUGGUGUUUAUUCGUUGUUGGCGCUCUCCGUAUUUAUACUGUACGUCCGGUGCACUGCCAUCAAUCCUGCUGAUCCUGGGAUUUCGGUUGAAGUUGACAGAACUUCAGCAUACAAAUCGCAUACAGGAACUGAUUUAGGUGGAAAUACUGAUUCAAUGGAAGAGCCUGGCAAAGCAGGUCAGAGGAACGGAGAAAAAUCUGAUAGUCAUAAUGCAUGUUGCCGUUUGAUAUUGGGGGGAUUUUUCUGUGGCUUCCUUGUCAAGGAAGAUUGCCGCAAGGAUGAAGAUCAUUUGGAGGAACAAACUGGAGAUGAGGAUGCUCUAUUUUGCACUUUAUGCAAUGCUGAGGUACACAAGUUUAGCAAACACUGCAGAAGCUGUGCCAAAUGUGUUGAUGGAUUUGAUCAUCACUGUCGAUGGUUGAAUAAUUGUGUGGGAAGGAAAAAUUAUGUCACCUUUGUGUGUCUCAUGGCUGUAAGCCUUAUUUGGCUUGUCGUUGAAUUUGGGGUGGGAGUUGCUGUCCUCGUCCGGUGCUUUGUUGAUAAAAGGGGCACUGAAGAUCAGAUAAUUCACAAGCUUGGAGUCGGAUUCACGCGGAUUCCCUUUGUCAUUGUGGUGGCCCUAUGCACUGCUGUUUCUUGUCUGGCCACUGUCCCUCUUGGAGAGCUAUUCUUCUUUCACAUGAUUUUAAUUAGAAAGGGUAUAACGACAUAUGAGUAUGUAGUUGCAAUGAGAACACAGAGUGAAGCACCUGGACCAUCUGUAGGUGGUGAUCUGCAAAGUCUUCCAUCUUCCCCAACUGGUUCAGCUGUCACUGCUGUUAGUGGAAGAAGCUCUCUUGGAAAGGGCUUGCAAUAUAGAGGUGCUUGGUGUACCCCUCCAAGAAUUUUCAUGGAUAACCAGGAUGAAAUCAUUCCACACUUGGAGCCAGGACGCCUCCCCUCGACAGUUGAUCCAGAUGCUGCACAACCUUCAGACAAGGGGAGAAAGAUGCCCCAACGACCUGUUCGCAUAAGUGCGUGGAAGCUUGCAAAGCUAGACUCUAAGGAGGCAAUCAAAGCAGGUGCUCAAGCGAGAGCGUCUUCGUCUGUUCUACGUCCCGUAAGUUCUCGACAUCAUGCAUAUGAUGCAGACCACUUAUCUAGCAGCAAUAUAAGUGGAAGAAGUAGCCCGGUCAGUUCUGACCUAGGGUUUCACAAUAGAAAUGCUAGAGCAGGGACAUCACGAGCCAAAAGUUCAUAUCCACCGAGUCGGACGAGUAGGGAAGAUACUGAAACCUGUGGUCACAGUCUUAGUAACAUGAGCAGUCCUCACCUCUCUAAUCUUACUACUUCUCCUUUGGACAAUCAAAUUCCGAACCGAGAUCACUUCAACCCGAUGUAUCAGUCAUCAGCAUGCCAGUCUCCAUGGUCGGCCAAACAAAGUGAAGGAAAUGAAAACUCUCUCGGCGGGAAUGUGCCCCAGAAUCCUGGCAGGAAAAACUCCGGUGCAGCUGAGAGCUCUAAAUCUUCAGUGUUUUGGGAUCCAGAAGCAGGGCGGUUCGUAUCAUCGUCCAAAGGUGCCGGCUCGUCGCAGAUACCAGGGGCUGAGCUUCUAUACACUGGUCAAUCCAUAUUCUUCGGCGGCCCUCUUGUGAAUGAACAACCAAACAGAGGAACGGGGAGUGGGAUUGUGGUUGCUAACCGGGAAAGAGGGUCGGCAUCAAAUUAUUAUCAGCAGGGUAGAUCCCAGAGAGGUGGUCAACUACCCGUUUUUCUUCCGAGUGAUCACCAACGGUCGUCUCAGUUCCCUUGACCACUCAGACGAGCACCUUGUUCGAGCGUAGAUUUAGAGCAGACGCAUUAUCUUCGAGUCCACUUCAUUUCCUUGUGCAGGUUUUAGGUGAUUAGUCGGUCUAUGUACUUAAUUGCAUCGAAUGCUUUCUCUCAUCCAUUCUAUUAAAAGCUACAUUUUCCUUUUAAA
Molecule: messenger RNA, 2455 nt
Organism: Rhodamnia argentea
Lineage: Eukaryota; Viridiplantae; Streptophyta; Magnoliopsida; Myrtales; Myrtaceae
Product: protein S-acyltransferase 21
Exons: 10
Coding region: 356-2287 (643 amino acids)
Biological process (GO): peptidyl-L-cysteine S-palmitoylation; protein targeting to membrane
Cellular component (GO): endoplasmic reticulum; Golgi apparatus
Molecular function (GO): protein-cysteine S-palmitoyltransferase activity
Source: RefSeq, a predicted model, not a curated record